This is a messenger RNA of Durio zibethinus, 3273 nucleotides long. RefSeq names its product cleavage and polyadenylation specificity factor subunit 3-I-like. Gene Ontology annotation, molecular function: RNA binding; 5'-3' RNA exonuclease activity; RNA endonuclease activity. Gene Ontology annotation, biological process: mRNA 3'-end processing by stem-loop binding and cleavage. Lineage: Eukaryota; Viridiplantae; Streptophyta; Magnoliopsida; Malvales; Malvaceae. Gene Ontology annotation, cellular component: mRNA cleavage and polyadenylation specificity factor complex. The record is from RefSeq and is a predicted model, not a curated record.
GUCUGACUUCGGAUCAGAAGGUCGUGGGUUCGACUCCCACUGUGGUCGUUGCUUUUUUUUCUUUUUUUUUUUAAUCUCUGUUUUAGUCCUAUGUCCCAAACGUUAGGGUUUGGGAUGAUCACCCCGGAUUUCACUUCCUCGGAAUCGGAUUUGGGUUCCCCCUUCUUACUCUUAGCAAAUUAGGGUUUUAGAGCUCUGUAACUUUGCAAGCUUUCUCAUCAUUUUCUGCUAACUUUGUAAUCAAAGUCUUUUUUAUUUGGGGGGGGGGGGUAAAAUUAAAGAAAUUUUGCUUCUCUAAUCCAUCAAGGGUUUUAUUUGCUUCGAAAAUUCAUAGCGAAAUGCUCGAGUCCAGAAAUAAGUUCUUUCGCUGAGAAAAAUGGCUUCAACAGGGCAGCCACCGUCACUUAAAAGAAGAGAUGCGCCAUUAACAAGAGAAGGAGAUCAGCUUACUAUAACACCUUUAGGCGCUGGCAGUGAAGUUGGUCGUUCUUGUGUUUACAUGUCUUAUAAAGGCAAAACUGUACUGUUUGAUUGUGGAAUUCAUCCGGCUUACUCGGGUAUGGCUGCUUUGCCGUAUUUCGAUGAGAUUGAUCCUUCAACAAUUGAUGUCCUUCUUAUCACCCACUUUCACUUAGAUCAUGCUGCGUCCCUACCAUAUUUUCUAGAGAAGACCACGUUCAGAGGUCGAGUUUUUAUGACUCAUGCAACAAAAGCUAUCUAUAAGCUCCUUCUGACUGAUUAUGUCAAAGUGAGCAAAUUUUCAGUUGAAGACAUGUUAUUUGAUGAACAAGACAUUAACCGCUCCAUGGAUAAAAUUGAGGUUAUUGAUUUCCACCAAACGGUGGAAGUAAAUGGCUUUAAAUUUUGGUGCUAUACUGCUGGUCAUGUCCUUGGUGCUGCCAUGUUUAUGGUUGACAUUGCUGGUGUUCGAGUCCUCUACACUGGAGACUACUCUCGUGAAGAAGAUCGUCAUCUCUGUGCUGCUGAGCUCCCACAGUUCUCCCCUGAUAUAUGUGUUAUUGAAUCCACUUAUGGUGUCCAGCUCCAUCAAUCACGACACAUUCGGGAGAAGCGAUUCACUGAUGCUAUCCAUUCUACUGUUUCUCAAGGGGGUCGUGUACUAAUCCCAGCAUAUGCUCUUGGUCGUGCCCAAGAACUUCUAUUGAUCCUUGAUGAGUAUUGGUCUAUCCACCCUGAGCUUCAUAACAUUCCUAUAUAUUAUGCUUCUCCGCUGGCAAAAAAGUGCAUGGCUGUUUAUCAAACAUACAUACUUUCCAUGAAUGAGAGAAUUCGCAACCAGUUUGCAAACUCAAACCCCUUCAAGUUCAAGCACAUUUCACCUUUAAAUAGCAUUGAGGAAUUUAGUGAUAUAGGCCCAUCUGUUGUAAUGGCAAGUCCUGGUGGACUUCAGAGUGGGCUGUCACGCCAACUCUUUGACAUGUGGUGUUCGGAUAAGAAAAAUUCUUGUGUUAUACCCGGUUAUAUUGUCGAAGGGACACUGGCAAAAACAAUUAUUAAUGAACCAAAGGAAGUCACACUCUUGAAUGGUCUCACUGCUCCUCUCAACAUGCAGGUUCAUUACAUUUCAUUCUCUGCCCAUGCAGACUAUGCACAGACGAGUACAUUUUUGAAAGAGCUCAUGCCUCCCAACAUAAUUCUUGUUCAUGGAGAAGCAAAUGAGAUGGGAAGACUCAAGCAGAAGCUUAUCACCGAGUUUACUGAUGGCAACACCAAAAUCAUUACCCCUAAGAAUUGUCAGUCUGUUGAGAUGUAUUUUAACUCCGAGAAAAUGGCUAAGACCAUUGGAAGAUUGGCUGAAAAGACCCCAGAUGUAGGUGAAACUGUCAGUGGUGUUCUGGUAAAGAAAGGUUUCACAUACCAGAUAAUGGCUUCCGAUGAUCUCCAUAUCUUCUCCCAGCUAUCAACAGCAAAUAUCACUCAGAGGAUUACUAUCCCAUUCGCUGGUGCCUUUGGUGUGAUAAAGCAUCGACUUGAGCAGAUAUAUGAGAGUGUGGAAUCUUCGACUGAUGAAGAAUCUGGGGUUCCAACAUUGCGAGUGCAUGAUAGAGUUAUUGUGAAGCAGGAUUCAGAUAAGCAUGUCUCACUGCAUUGGACAUCAGAUCCCAUAAGUGACAUGGUGUCAGAUUCCAUUGUGGCGUUGGUUCUGAACAUUAGUCGGGAGAUCCCUAAGGUUGUAGUUGAAUCUGAGGCUGUAAAAUCACAAGAAGAAAAUGGGAAGAAGGUGGAAAAAGUUAUUCAUGCCCUCCUAGUUUCACUCUUUGGGAAUGUCAAAUUAGGAGAAAAUGGAAAGCUUAUGAUAAGUGUUGAUGGUAAUGUGGCUUAUCUUGAUAAACAGAGUGGCGAAGUUGAGAGUGAAAAUGAAGGUCUGAAGGAGAGGGUAAAGACAGCUUUUCGACGAAUUAAAAGUGCAGUAAAGCCAAUCCCUCUCUCUGCAUCUUAGUUUUAGACUUUUAGUUUUUUCCAUUAUCUCUUGGUUUAUUGAUUCCUCUGUUAGCUUGCUUGACUUUGAGGAUAAAUUUUGGAUUUGCAAAUACCGCGAGGCAUAUUUAAGUUGUUUCCCAUGCCUAUUUCCAAGCACUAGUUCCUAGUUUGUAUAGAUUAGCACUGAAGCAGGACAUAACGUUGUAGCUGUUCCAUUUAUAAGCUCUGUUGUUAUUCUUCUUCUUCAAGAUUUCAUCAUCACUUUUUAUUCUAAUAAUUUGAUCUGUUAAGGUUCAUGGUUUUCUGUUCUUUAUGUGAAAAAAGGGUACAUCAAUUAUGCUGGUCGUUAAUCAAAAACCAAGUAUCCAUUGUUGCGAUUUAUAUGAUGAUUGUAGUAUAUUAUCAUAUCCUAUGAGUUCAUUUAUCCAGUAGUUUGUCUUUUGAGCACAUACUGAUUGAAACUUGAAACGCCAGGAGCUGUUUUUGUUUUCAGCUUCAAUCUGCAUCAUGGUGGUAGCAUUGAUCUUCAUAAUCUUUUGUUGUUAAAAUUUUGGUUGCUUGAUCAUGAACUAGAUUUUACUUGCAUGAUCUUUUUAAGCUAAUCUCCAACAUGAUAUGACCAUUAUUUCUUGAUAAUUGUUUAUUUGUAUUGUUGUUGAUAAUCCAUUUUUCUAUUCAAGCAUGCUUUCUUUGGUUAGAACACUGAUAUUUUGCAAACCAAUUCCCUUGAAUAUGGACAGUUGCCUUCAUGCAUUAUUGUAGGAUAAUGUUUAUUAUUUGUAUUAUAAGCAUUGCUUUUAGUAGCUUCAUUCAUCAUUUUCCCUCUUUGCA